AUGCGCGGAAUUUACAGCGUAGUCAGCCUGUCCCUGCUCCUGGGAGCCUGGGCUGGGCCAGUCCAGAAAAGAUGGGGCUUCAAACCCAUCCGCAAUCCAGCAUACCCCCUCGACAUAGUCGACAAGCUCGAGGAGUCCAUCAUGCCCAACGUCGAAGCGUGGAUGGCCAAGCGGGCGGGCAAGACGAACAACUGCACGCUGGAGAAUGCCUCGAUCAGAAGGGAGUGGAGCGACCUCUCGGUCGACGAGCGCAAGGAAUACAUUCGCGCCGUGCUCUGCCUCCAGUCGAAGCCGCCCAAGGCGCCCAAGGACAAGGCGCCCGGCUCGCUGAGCCGGUUCGACGACUUUGUCGCCACGCACAUGACCAUGGCCGGCAUGCUGCACAGCCCGACCAACCUCUUUGCCGCGCACCGGUAUUUCAUCCAUGUGUAUGAGAAGGCGCUGCGUGAGGAGUGCGGGUACAAGGGGUCCCAGCCGUACAUGAACUACGACCGCUACGCCGACGACCCGGUCCACUCGCCGCUCUUCGACGGCAGCGAGUCCAGCAUGGGCGGCAACGGCGCGCCGAGCGACUACCCGGGCGUGCCGCAGCCGUUUCCGCGGCCGUACGACAAGAUCCCCAGCGCGGGCGGCGGCGGGUGCGUCACCGAGGGCCCCUUCAAGGACAUGGUGGUCUCGCUGGGGCCCAAGUCGACCAUUGUCAGGGGCGUGCCGGCCAACCCGCGUGCCGCCGACGGACUGGGAUCGAACCCGCGCUGUCUCCGCCGCGACGUCAACAAGUUCUCGGCGGCCGGGGCUAAGGCGAAUUAUACCCACUUCACGAUCGUGAACAAUACGGAUAUUGAUGGGUUUUAUAAUCGGUAUUUGGGCCAGCCGUUCUUGAAGGGCGAUCCUCAUCCGUGGGGGUGCAUUCACAACGCAGGGCAUUUCACCAUAGGCGGCGACCCAGGCGGCGACUUCUACUGCUCCCCCGGCGACCCCGUUUUCUACUUCCACCACGGCAUGCUCGACCGCGUCUGGUGGAUCUGGCAGAUGCAGGAUCCCGAGCACCGCAUCGACGCCGUGCCGGGCCAGGCCGCCAUGCCCAUGCCACCGCACGAAGGGCAUGGGGGUAUGAAACCGCGGGCCGCCCCAAACGUGAGCGAUCUGGUCGUCGAUCUCGGCUGGACGGCGCCGCCUGUCAAGCUGAUGGAUUUGAACGAGCAGCUUGGGGGGCUUGGCGGGGAGCUGUGUUAUAUUUAUGUUUGAGGGCAU
Molecule: messenger RNA, 1254 nt
Organism: Chaetomium strumarium
Lineage: Eukaryota; Fungi; Ascomycota; Sordariomycetes; Sordariales; Chaetomiaceae
Exons: 6
Coding region: 1-1248 (415 amino acids)
Molecular function (GO): oxidoreductase activity
Source: RefSeq, a predicted model, not a curated record